Messenger RNA from Solea senegalensis (Senegalese sole), 2715 nucleotides. RefSeq names its product pinin, desmosome associated protein (gene pnn). The transcript has 9 exons. Lineage: Eukaryota; Metazoa; Chordata; Actinopteri; Pleuronectiformes; Soleidae. The record is from RefSeq and is a predicted model, not a curated record. Bases 35 to 2083 code for a protein of 682 amino acids. Gene Ontology annotation, cellular component: catalytic step 2 spliceosome.
AAGGAACACGUGAUUCGCGCUUACUGGAGGCAAGAUGGCGGUGGUGGUGCGGAGCUUGCAGGACCAGCUCGAAAAGGCAAAAGAAGGCUUGAAAAAUGUGGACGAUAACAUUCGCAAACUAACGGGACGCGAUCCUAAUGAAUCAAGGCCGGGUCAAAUCCGUCGACUUGGCGGCCCCACGGCAGGCAUUGGAGGAGGUAGAGGCAGAGGAAUCAACCUGCUCAGGCGCAGUCUCUCGGAGAUAGGAAGCGGCGGCCCCCCUGUCAAGAAGAGGGACAUCGAUGGAGCCCUGCUGAGGCUGGCAGGGGACCAGAGGGCCAGGAGAGAUGCGCGUCACGACAGCGACGCCGAGGAUGACGAUGAUGUCAAAAAGCCGGCGUUGCAGUCGUCUGUAGUAGCUACCUCCAAGGAGCGAACACGCCGAGACCUCAUUCAGGAUCAGACCAUGGAUGAGAAGGGCAAACAGAGGAAUCGGCGUAUGUUCGGCCUGCUGAUGGGGACACUACAAAAGUUCAAACAGGAGUCCAACGUCUCUACAGACAAGCAAAAGCGGCGUUCAGAGAUCGAGCAGAAGCUUGAAGUUCAGGCGGAGGCAGAGCGAAAGAAGGUAGAGAGUGAAAAGAAGGAGCUGUUUGAGGAGAGGAGAGCCAAACAGACUGAGCUGAGGCUACUGGAACAGAAGGUGGAAUUAGCCCAGCUGCAAGAGGAGUGGACCAGCCACAAUAAUCGUUUGGUGAAAUACAUCCGCACCAAGACAAAGCCUCACAUUUUCUACUUGCCUGGAAAAAUGUGCUCUGCUACACAGAAACUCCAUGAUGACUCCAACAAGAAACUGAACGCUGUGUUUGAGGAGAGGCGUGAGGCUUUUGCCGAACACCUCAGUAAAAUGGAGUCCCGCCCCCGGAGGCAGCCAAACCGCGACCAGGACGGCAACACAGCAGCAACAGGAACGGACCACCCAGAGGAGGGUAAGCCAGCAGGUCAGAUAGUCAAGGUGACAGGUAACAGGAUAGAUGUAGAGAUGGAGGAAGAGGAGGAGGAUGAGGACGAGGAGGAGGAAAAGAUAAAGGAGGAGGAGGAGAGACGGGUGGUAGAGAAGAAGGAGGGAGAGGAGAUGGAAGGUUUGAAGAAGGCAGGUGAGGAGGGGGAGAGAAUGGAGUUGAGUGAGGAGGGUAGUGGGGAAAAGGAGGAGGUAGUUGAGGACAGUGGGGAGCAGAGGGAAAAGGCGGAGAAGGAGGCAAGUCCAGGUUCAGAAGAGAUGGAGGUUGAGGGGGAGCAGGGGGAUAAGAGAGUGGAAGACGUGGGAGAAACAGAUGUUAAACAGCAGUCCGCAGACCUCCAAAAUGAAAAGACCCAAGACAACCAGGCCUCUGAAGCAGCCGUAACCAGCCAAGAGGCACCAGACACCAGUGAGCCACCCCAACCCAGUCCCACUGCAGGGGAACCAGCACCACAGUCCGUAAAAUCCCCAGAGAUCCAAGGGUCUUCUCCCACACCAGAACCCCAACCUGCCUCUACCGAGUCAGCACAAGAUCCCGUCAUUCCUGGCUUAGAGGUUCACAACUCUGCAGCAGAGAACCAGCCUGCAGAAGAGAAAUCAGAGCCAGAAGCCCCACAAAAACUGGCAGUUACUCAGGAGGCGCGCAGCACCACAGCUGCUCCCUCUAAGGAGGAGGGUGAUCGUGGGAGAGGGAAGAAAAAGGCAAAGCAUUCAAGGAAGAGCAGCAGUCGCAGUAACAGCUCCUCUUCUUCUUCCUCUGGCUCAUCCUCGAGCGGGAGCUCGUCUUCUUCGUCUGGAUCGAGCCGCUCUUCUUCAUCCUCUUCGUCCUCGUCAUCUUCGUCAUCGAACAGCAGCAGCCGAAGUCGUGGCCAUGACGCCAGUAAGCGCAAGAGGAAGCCGUCGGACAGGGACAGGAAGAAAGGAGAAGACAGAAGUCAUCGUAAGAGAGGAGGGAGUGGUGGAGGAGGAAGGGACUCGAAGGGAUCGAAAGAGAGGAGGAAGAGAAGUGAGGAAGGAAGGGGAAGGUCAUCCCGGAGCGACAGGGAGCAUAAAGAUAGAGACAGGAAAGACAAGAGACGCUAAUGUUGUUGUCAUUCAGCUUCUGUUUAUUUGGUAAAAAAAAAAAACCCUUCCAGCCAUUCACUCAAUGACAGCAGUUUUAACUGUUUGUAAAAUGCUGCAGUUUUCACAUAAGGCCCUUGGAAGUUGUAAUUCAGGAGGAUUUGUGUAGCUUUAAAGGUCAUGUUGAAAUUGAAACCCUUUAUGACUUGCUAUUUUUCAUUACAACUUUUUACUUUUUGAAGUGUAAACUAGACUUUCUAGUCACUGUGGUGCACCUGGCCAUUUCUAGUUGGGCUCCUGACUGAACAGGUCUGAGGUAGGAGAAGCAUAUUGUACACUUUUUUUGUCAUUUUAAAAUCAACUGAUCUGACAUUUGGAUUUUAAGGAGGUCUGUGGGACGAGACUAUGAAAAGAUAGUGUUGAAUGUUUUGUUGUUUUUAAUCCUUAUCACAAUGCUACUGGUAGAAACAUUGGCGGUUAUGGUAGCAGUGAGCAGUAGUUGUUUUCAAAUUGAUGUGACAACACUGAAAAUGGAAAAUGUUUGAUGUCAAGGCCUUUCAUCACAUGUCUCUGUGAUAUGCUUAAAUAGUUUUUUGAAACGUUCUCAGUUUUUUUUGUAUUGACUGAUCCACAUUAAAAUAAAGGUGAGGUAU